Molecule: messenger RNA, 759 nt
Organism: Octodon degus (degu)
Lineage: Eukaryota; Metazoa; Chordata; Mammalia; Rodentia; Octodontidae
Product: protein-L-isoaspartate(D-aspartate) O-methyltransferase-like
Exons: 2
Coding region: 1-543 (180 amino acids)
Biological process (GO): protein modification process
Cellular component (GO): cytoplasm
Molecular function (GO): protein-L-isoaspartate (D-aspartate) O-methyltransferase activity
Source: RefSeq, a predicted model, not a curated record
AUGCAAGUUCCGGACGGCAGUAAAAGUGGCGGCUGCAGCGGGGACGCAAGCGGGGCGGUGACCGUGUGGGAAGUGGUCUCACUCUUGGGAAAACUGCUAGGCACCGUCGCCGCGCUGAAGGUGAUUCUGUACGUGCUCCGGGUGUGCUUAGCGAUGGCCUUGAAAUCCGGCGGCGCCAGCCACUCGGAGCUAAUCCACAACCUCCGCAAAAAUGGAAUCAUAAAGACAGAUAAAGUAUUUGAAGUGAUGCUGGCUACAGACCGCUCCCACUAUGCAAAGUGUAACCCUUAUAUGGAUUCUCCACAAUCAAUAGGUUUCCAAGCAACAAUCAUUGCUCCACAUAUGCAUGCAUAUGCACUAGAACUUAUAGACCAGUUAAAGCCUGGUGGAAGAUUGAUAUUGCCAGUUGGUCCUGCAGGUGGAAACCAAAUGUUGGAGCAGUAUGAUAAGCUACAAGACGGCAGCGUCAAAAUGAAGCCUCUGAUGGGGGUGAUAUACGUGCCUUUAACAGAUAAAGAAAAGCAUUGGUCCAGGUGGAAGUGAUUUUCUCUUCUCCUCUUUCUUCCACACAUGCAAGGGACGAGCUGUAAAAGCAACAUCAGCUUGACCAGUCUAUAAUAUUGCAGUGGAUUGCUCAUCUCGGUCCCUAAAGCUCUUUGAAAACCAACAGCAUCACAGCUUGUUUUGGACUUUGUUACACUAUUAUUUUCAGCAUGAAAAUGUGUGGUUUUGUAGGGUUUUUUAAUUCUUUAGAGAGGC